Molecule: messenger RNA, 2380 nt
Organism: Argiope bruennichi
Lineage: Eukaryota; Metazoa; Arthropoda; Arachnida; Araneae; Araneidae
Exons: 8
Coding region: 334-2130 (598 amino acids)
Source: RefSeq, a predicted model, not a curated record
UUUAUUUACUAUUUUCUAUAAAAUCCUUCCUGUGUGUCAAAUAAAAUAACUUGCUGCAUAAGCCAGUAAAAACGAUCUUAAAUUUCGUCUUCUGAAAUAAAAUAUUUAUUUGAUACCAAGCGACUUAAAAGCAAAAAUGUGCUUCUAAGAUAGAUCAUCAAUAUCAGAAAAUAUAAUUGUAUAUUUAAGUAUGUCAUCGUUGCUACGAUGGGGUUUUUACGCUGAAUGUUAGAUCUUGAAUAAUGAAAAUUGAUGAACUCUAAUAAAUUUUCUUCACUACAGUAUCAUAAGAAUUAACAUAUUCUGAACUACUAAGAUAUUUAAUUCUUACUAAUGAUGGAAGGAUUAAUUGAACAGUUUCAUUUGUUGAUGGAUAGGAGUAGAAGUACAGCACAAUAUGCACACCUAAGAUCAACAAUAAAUUCUGAAAAAGAAGCUAAUAAAUUUGUUGAAUUAUUUGCUGAAAAAACUAAUACAAAUUGGACGCCUCAAAAGCAAUAUUCUCUCAAGUAUGUCUUUUAUUGUACAUGGUUCUGCAAUCCAUUUUGGAGGAAAAAAGUUCAUACUGAAGGGGAAGACAACAAUCCAUUUUUUAGAAAAAGAGAGAUAUCUCAAGGAAGUGACUGCUUUGCUAAAAUAAAUAUUUAUAUUAAAAAGCCUGAUGCAUCUUCUACAAUGCAUGAUGAAUAUUUAUACUAUGAUCCUCCACUGCCUUGUGUGAUUGAGAUUGCUGGGCAACAUAAUCAUCGUUUAGAUCAUCCAGAAGAAAAAGCAAUGAAAGAAUUUGAUGAUAGAUUAAGAAUUUUUAUACAAGAUGAUUCGGCUAAGCGAGAAUUUUUCAAGUACUUUCAAAUGGGCCUCUCUGCGAGUGAUGCAAAAAAGAAGUUUACUAUGCAGUACAGACAAAAGAAAUCACCAAAAAAGCCUCCAAUUCCAAUUCCAACUCUUAGACAAACUGAAAUUUUUUUCAAGGAAUGGCAAGACGUGAAAGAUAAUUUUAGCACUUCAUUGAAAGAAGAUAACUGCAGGGAAUUCAAUCAAAACUUUGUAUCAUUUAAAGAAUUUUUAGAAGCCAUUCCAAAAAGAGAAAUUAUAUAUUCUGUCAAACAUCUUGAAUCAAAAACAGACAUUCUUGCUAAAUCAGUGAAAAAUCAACAAAAUAAAGACAUUAAAUUUCCACUGGUAUUUGUUUUAGUUGGCUCUGCUGCAGGUAUGCCAAGCAAUUCAGCUCCAUUAUUUUAUAAAUUAAAACAUAACUUUGAUGGUGAAUUCGUAUCUGAUCUUGUUAGGCCACGGAUUUAUUCAUUAUAUAUUGAAUCAGAAAGUUCAUCUGAAUCUGUAUGUAAUGAAAUUCUAGGAAUUCCUUCGUCUGUGAAUGAAUCUCAUAUAUCUGAUGAAGCUAUGCCAAAAUAUGUGUUGGAUAUCCCUAUAAAGUUGGAACCUUUAAAUGAUGGUUAUGAAGACGUGCCCACUCAAAGAACAACUGAAAUGAUGGAAGAUACUUCUAUUCUGCCAACACCAACACAGUUUUUUUCUUGCGGAGAUAACACAACAACAGAAGAAAUUGACAUCAAACCAAAUAUUUGUAUUGGAGAUAACACAACAACAGAAGAAAUUGACAUUAAACCAAAUAUUUGGAAGGCAGGAAAUUCAUUUUUGCCAUUGAUGUUUACACUGAAGGGCUCAGUUUUUGAAAAAUCAAAUAGCAAGUCAUUAGUAUAUGACUUGAAACAAGGUUCAGCUGGAGUGCAAGCUACAGAAGCUGUUAUGCCUCAAAUAUCUGCUGUCCAAAUCAAUUCUAUGAAUGAAGUAGCAUUUCAGUUUAAAGAUGCUUCUAUGUUAACAGUUGAAGCACCUUUGAAUAUUACUAUACAAACUGAACUUUUGGAAGUAAAUGCAAACUCUAAGGACUGUGUGAAUGAAAGAGUGGAUAAUGAAGAUGUGCCAGCAAUCAUCAAUGUCUCAUCUAAUGAUGACCUUUCCCCAGUUAUUACAGAUUACCAAAUAUAUAUUCAGAAUGACCAAGAGUCUGGAAAUGUAGCAAAAAAACCAGUGUUAACCCGGAGAAUAAAACAAGAGACUCUACCUGAAAAAAGCAAUUUUAAUAUGGGACUUUUUACAAUUUAUUAAUGUAGCAGCAAUGUUUACUUUUUAAUUUUAAUUAAUAUUUAAGACAAGUCUAUUAAAAAUGUAUAAUUGAUGUUAGUGUUGAUUUGUUUUCUGAUGAUCUUCAUUUUUUUCAUAAUUUUUUCUUAGUUUUUGGAUAAAUUUUAAUUAAAAAGUUUAUUUUAAAUUAAAAACUUUUACAGUUUUUGGAUCUGUAAAUAAAAUUUUCUAACCUUGUAAAAUUUAAAAUGAUUUCUCUAAAUUUUAUCCUGUU